Cladocopium goreaui is the source of this 1243-nucleotide messenger RNA. NCBI's taxonomy places the organism in Eukaryota, Dinophyceae, Suessiales, Symbiodiniaceae. The record is from the annotation of a GenBank genome assembly.
GCAAAGACAGCAGGGGGCCGCUGUCAGAGACCAUGGCCACGACUUUGCCCUUGCAGGGUCGUGAGGUCUUGCUAGUGGUCUUGACGGUCGUAACACUCUGGUGCAGCGCCUUGCUGUAUCUCCACGUGAACGUAGCCGAUAAGACUCUGAACGGCUUCUGGGGUACUUUGCCAUCGGCUUGGGACCAUCCGGAGCCCAACUAUUUGGUGAGUCACGGCAUCGGCGAGUUUUGGAGCGUCUUGACCACGAUCCCAGUGGCUGGGGCGCUUCUCUUCUACCAGGGUAGACGCUUCGCUUAUGGACCCAAGGUGAUGUUGAUCUACGGCCUGACCUGCUGCAUGUACACCUUGGCUUGCUUCGCUCACUUGACCCUGCAGAGACAUGUCUUCUCCACGACGGUCACCGCAGUGAUGAGCAAUGCCCUCUUGACCUUCGUGAUGUUCAGCCAUGUGGUGCACCGGGCCCUUCAAAGUGUCCUGCUGCGUCUUCUCAUCGUGGCUGUCUCCGAAGUGCUCCUGAUUGGCACUGUGGCACAGUUGCCCUACGCCAUCAACCAUGGUGGAGUUUGGACGCUGUUCAUUGUGCAAGCUCCCGGGGUCUUUUUGGCCACGGGCCUCGCUUUGAUGAUGGCCCGCUUGUCCACUCGCAAAGAGGAGAAGACGACCUAUGAUCUCGUCUUCACUUCUGGUUGUUUGCUGAGUUCGGCCAUGGUCUUAUCUUUGGUCGAGUGCCUAAUCGGUUUUGAGUGGGGAUAUCUCCAGAACUUCUGGGGCUUCCCGUAUCUUCAUGUGGCCAUCCAUCUGCUUGAGCAGUUGGGCAUUUACAUCUUUGGAGUUGGCGUGGCGGCACUCGAGGUACUUCUGUUGCGACCCAAAGACUUCCAAAAUGCCAAGGUUUCGCAGCUGCGAUGGCUCAUCUAUUUCUACUGCGAGCCGUCGAAGGAUGGCAAGUGCAGUGUGACGGCAACACCAUCCCCGACGGAGCCCUCAGGCGGUGAAUCUCCGCCCUUGAUCGCUGAGUUCAUCAACGGUGCACUCGAUCGUGGCCUGACACAGCGCGUCGAAAAACGUCCAGAGGGGAAGGGCACCACCCUGCAAAAGCGGAAGCGCACGCAGAGUCCCGGGGUGGCCAGUUUGGCAGCUUGAGCAGCGCAGCUCGUGAUCGCUGUUUGCAGUCUCUCAAUUGAGAAUUUAUGGGUGCGCCGUUCCAGCCCAUUGUGUGAACAUUGGGCUCUGUUGACCCC